Molecule: messenger RNA, 878 nt
Organism: Lampris incognitus (smalleye Pacific opah)
Lineage: Eukaryota; Metazoa; Chordata; Actinopteri; Lampriformes; Lampridae
Product: calretinin-like
Exons: 11
Coding region: 66-878 (270 amino acids)
Biological process (GO): regulation of long-term synaptic potentiation; regulation of presynaptic cytosolic calcium ion concentration
Cellular component (GO): terminal bouton; dendrite; cytosol
Molecular function (GO): calcium ion binding
Source: RefSeq, a predicted model, not a curated record
GUUUCCUCGGUGAUUAACGAGACCGGUUGAAAAGCGCGUAAGAUCAGAGAAAAGGAGAAGACAGGAUGACGCAACAGCCUCCUCACCUCCACCUGGCCGAAAUGACCGCCUCGCAGUUCCUGCAGAUCUGGAACCACUACGACUCGGACGGUAAUGGAUAUAUAGAAGGGAAGGAACUGGAGAACUUCUUCCAGGAGCUGGAGGUUGCACGGCGAGGAGCAGGCGUGGUGAGUGAUCCCACACAUGCCGCGUUCAGGGAGAAGCUGAAGGAGUUCAUUGCCAGUGUCGACCAGAAUGCCGAUGGCAGGAUCGAGCUGGCAGAGUUGGCUCAGAUUUUGCCCACGGAGGAGAACUUCCUACUCUGUUUCCGACAGUUUGUUGGCUCCAGCGCCGAAUUCAUGGUGGCAUGGCGGAAGUAUGACACCGACCGUAGCGGCUACAUCGAGUCGAACGAGCUGAAGGGUUUCCUGUCAGACCUGCUGAAGAAGGCCAACCGGCAGUAUGACGAGAAGAAGCUCAACGAGUACACGCAGACUAUCCUGAAGAUGUUUGACCUUAACGGUGAUGGAAAGCUGGGUCUGUCUGAGAUGGCAAGACUUCUUCCUGUUGAGGAAAAUUUCCUGUUGAAGUUCCAGGACAUCAAGAUCGGAGCUGAACAGUUCAACACGCUCUUCACCCUCUUCGACCAGGACGGUAACGGUUACAUUGAUGAGCAGGAGCUGGAUGCGCUCCUGAAGGACCUCUGUAAGAGGAACAAAAUGGAGCCGAAGCCGUCCGAGCUGAGCGGCUACAAGAAAAGCAUCAUGUCUCUGUCGGACGCGGGGAAACUCUAUCGCACCGAGCUGGAGAUCGUCCUCUGUCGAGACUCAGCGCUGUGA